CUUGGAGGAGGGCGAUUCAGGGUAAUGUAUCAGUCAGAUCUGGCACUUUUUUUUUGAAGACGUAGAUCUGGCACUUUUUGUUCUGCUUUUGAUGUUGGAAUAAUAGAGCCUAGAGGGUGUUUUGUGAUUGGUACGUAGCAUUUUUCGGUAUGAUUCCCCUAGCACAAAAUGGAUCUAACACUGUGUUCUAUUGGAUUGUGUUUGCAGUCUCGUUCUCGAUUGGAUGCGGGGUCUAUCUUAGGGGGAGGGGUUGAACGAGUGGGAUCGGUAGUAGCUUCCAUUCUCGGGGCUACAUGCAGACGGUGAAGAUUGGAUUUCUUCCGAUUCAAAAGACGCGUGUAGGGGAACUGAACCUGAGGGAGGAGGACGGCACCCUGAGGAGACAGUCGUGAAAGAGGAGAUUAACAACUCAUUCAACGGUGCAAGCAGGUGGUGGCCGAUUCGGACGAGACGUCCCCUGAAAAUAUAAUAGGUUCAGCAGCCAAAGAAGUUGGCGCAGAAGACAGUUGGCAGAAGGGGUGGGCUUCUCGAAAUCACCAGGCUCCUGCUGGACGAGAAGUUGGUUAACUUUGUGAUCUGUGCCGUGAUUUGAUAUCUCUGUAUAAAAUGGUAGCUCAUGAUGCAGUAGCGUCCAUUCAUUCCAAGCUUAGGGGCUAGUUAGGAGUUAGGACAUCUAUAGCAGUGCCUGCUUCCGUUUUCUGAUUCAACAUCAAACAAAAUGUGUGAUUCAACAAAAAGGGUGUCCAUGUUAAACUCUGGAGAAUUAGGAUUGAUAAGAGAUGAGAGGGAGAACAAUCCCAGCAUUGUGUUAAGCUUCAGUUCGUGCUUAUGCUGGAAAGAAGGCGGAUAAUGUUGUUAGUACGGCAGUGGGGACUAGCUUCGAUUUCGUAGAAGAAGGAUACGAGUUUUACAGCCUAUACUCUUGGGAGAUCGGCUUUGGUGUCUGGUACGCAAAGAGCCGACUCAAUGUCCAUCGGAUAAAGUGCAUGCAGGAGAUCAUGUGUGCUUGCGCGGGUAAACCGCUUCAGUCGAUACAUCGUGGCUGCACUGCUAUGAUGAUGCGGCUAUUGAGAUCAGAAUAUAAUGGAUGUUACGUGUGCAAACACAGGUCAGAUACUCUGCACCUACUGUGCCUGGAAACUGUAAAACUAGGGGAUAGUAAAUUGGAGGCAUACUCUCUGGCUAUGGAAAAAUUAAGAGAUGUCAAAGCUGCACUGGAGCGUGUUGUUGCCGUGUUCGAGGGUUUGGGAUUGUCGGACAGUGAGAUGGCAGCUGAUUCUGUAGGGUCUGGGAUAGGUCAUAAGAAGAAUUUUGUUAUGACAGACUCGGCACAUAGUGGUUCCCAUUGUCUCGACGGCUUUGCAGCUUGGUCCAGGAAACGGCCAGUGAGGGGACCUAUCACCGGCCGCGACGAAGCACCCUAUGAACAACCCCACUGAGAGGUCCAGGUUUUGUUCUAUCUACAGGUUUUACAUGUCCACAAAGGUGUGAUGCCAAAAGCACCUAGAAAGUCUCCUUGCUGCUCGAAAUGUCAUUUGAGAGGACACAAGAGGAAGACCUGCAGCAAUUCUCCCAAGAAUGAUGUGCCUGAAUGAUAAGAGAGGCUUAUUGAGAUGUUUACUGCCAUGAUGCUUUCAGCAGUCUCAGUCAAUUUGCGGUCGUUGAUCACUUGUAGCUCUGCCUAGAUUUGCAUCUGAUGAACAUGUAUAACUUCGGUGUCUAGUUCGACGUGUAAGUGCCUGAAAGAAAUUUGGUGUGUGUUGUCUGUGUAAACGAGAAUAAUGCGGUGGAGUUGUGACAGAAAGACAUAUGGCUGCUUGUAUUCUGCAUAAGGAAAAGCUGUUUUACU
This is a messenger RNA of Triticum aestivum (bread wheat), 1849 nucleotides long. RefSeq lists its product as uncharacterized. The coding region runs from base 987 to 1439 and encodes 150 amino acids. The record is from RefSeq and is a predicted model, not a curated record. NCBI's taxonomy places the organism in Eukaryota, Viridiplantae, Streptophyta, Magnoliopsida, Poales, Poaceae. The transcript is spliced from 2 exons.